GUUUCACACUGUCCUGCAGUUUUUUUUUUUUUUUCUAUGUCUCACUGAAGCGCAUAUGUAUUGCGCACUGAAGACUCAGUCACGCACAUGUGAGGGGGGAAAAAAAUGAAGCCUAUGUUCGUGUUCUUUUUCAUCCUGUGGUUUGCAUCCGCGGAGCUGAAACGUCGGAGAGGCUCCGGGGUGGUUUGUACUUUUAAAGACAAAACCUACAGACCAGGAGACAGCUGGCAUCCCUAUCUGGAGCCUUCCGGAUACAUGUUCUGCGUGCGUUGCGUCUGCACAGAGACAGGUCAUGUAAACUGCAACACCAUCAAGUGUCCUGCGCUGAAGUGUGAGAACCCCGUGACCGAGCCUCAGCGGUGUUGUCCCAAGUGCACAGAUGAACCCAGGAUCCCAGCAGGACUGAGGGCGCCUGUCAAAACCUGCAGGCAUAAUGGGACUGUCUAUCAGCCAGGGGAGACCUUCACCAACCAGGGCCUCUUUCCAUCCAGGCAGAGCAAUCAGUGCGUCAUGUGCACAUGCUCUAAUGGAAACAUCUUCUGUGCGCUGAAAACAUGCCAACCCAUUACCUGUUCUUCGCCCGCUUCCCGCCCGGACACCUGCUGUUUGGUGUGUAAAGACCAAGGCAGCAGUGGCUCCUCGUCCACUGAGGAUGGAAACCAUCAGCUGAACAGAGGCGUUAGGCAUUCAGUCGACCAGUGUUCCGGAGAGCAGAGAAGGGUUAGGUCGGACCGCGCCACCCUGCCCAGGAUCAAGGCUUCUCCCAGGGGCCUGAGCCUCAGCAGGCUCAACCUCAGAGGGGCCUCGGAGACCACAGUGAAGAUUCUGCUGCAGAGGAGACACCGACGAGUGUGUUUAUACAACGGCAAGACGUACUCACAUGGAGACAUGUGGCAUCCAGUUUUGGGGAAGGUCCUGGAAUGCAUCGUUUGCACUUGCGUCGACGGCCUCCAGGACUGCAAGCGCGUCGCGUGUCCAAGCCAGUACCCGUGCCAGCAUCCAAUCAAAUCAGCUGGAAAAUGCUGCAAGACUUGCCCAGAGAGCAAAGCUGAAACGAACCAGACUCAGUGCUAUCUUGGGUAUAAAAACAACCUCUUGGUCUACAAAGUAGAACCAGCUUUGAAAGUUGAUUCUCCUAACACGGUUAGGAUCAUUGCUGCCGAAAGACAAAGUACUGCUGAGAUUGAAGUGCAAGCCUGGAACACAGCAGAAGAUGUUUUACGAAUAAUGGAGAUUGGCGACGUUCAAAGGAAAGACAUCACGGAUCAUCCAGAAAAUUAUACUCUUCUUACCACGCUUGACGAAGAGACGUGGAAAAAAUUUAAAGAGGUGGGAGAAAACCUCACCAAAGCUUCUCAGACCACGAUUUGUGAAAACGGCAUUCGGGAGAUAGUGACGUUCCUGAAUCCCAAGCAAACGGAAGGCCUGUGUUCACCGUAACGACCCCCUCCUACUACCAGUGUUCACACUAACUGUGUAUCAAAUAAUGUACGUUAUUCAUGCACUUGUUUUUAUUUUAUUUUAAUGCAAGUGGAAGUUCUUACUCUUACUAUUUCUAUGCUAGUUUGUUUGGUGGUGUGUCUUCAAAGAACCACAGUGAUAAUGUUGACCUCCACCUUUGGUGGUCUGCUUGUAAUGAAACAUCAUUAAAUUAGAUUUUAUUAGGCUUAAAGCCGAACACAUGAUGACAAGGGGCAUAUUGCACUAGCUGGAUACCACCAGUUGGCCAUAACAUUAUGACCACUGACAGGUAAAAUGGAAAAGGCCUCUUUGGAAUCACAGCUGGCAGUGAGUUCAUUAAUAAUGUAGGAUAUUAGGAUUAGGAUAACAUUGCAAGUGUUGGAAGAGAAGAAAAACGUGUAACCAGGAGGAGUAGGGUCAUUUUAACAGCUGGGACAUCAUGAAGGCAUGAAAAUUGGGUCGUAACAUGUCCACAGUUGCAGCUCUGGUGGGAUGACUGACGCCAGAUGUUGGUGCCAGGGCCGUUUAGACAGAUAGCGCCACAAGUUGGGGGCUACAGAUUUACCGGCCUCAAAACUGCCCCCCCCCCCACUGGCCAGACUUUAAAUUCCACAAGUCUCCUUUUGGCAGGGGCGUUGUCUGGACCCGCAUCCAAACGAAGUCUCAUCUUCCGCCUGAUCGGGCAUUAUGUUCCACUUUCCAUCAACUGGUGCAUGGUUCGCAAUGUUCUCCUUUGCACAGAGAUCUCGGAGAUUGUUCCUGGAGUCACUUGAAGGCCUUCUUCCAGUUUAGAGUUAACAGCCAUUAGUGCUCCAGGGCCACACUGGCAGCACUCCAGCCAGGAACGUAACUUUUCAGCAAAACAAACUAUUUAAGUAAGGCAAAAUUUAUGCAAAAUUAACAUGGCACUAUGUGAAAUAGCUAUUGCCCCCACUGUUGAAUAAAUGAACUGUGAUUACUACAUUUUCUUACUUAAACUUCACUUGGCACAUCCAUUGGGGGUUUGGUUUGGUUUUAGCCAAUCACGGUUUCAAAUUAAAAUGUCGCAAGCAGCAGGCGAUUACGCCAGAUCCGGCAGGUAAAAAGGCACAAACGUCUUUGCCAUCCACAAAAAGCACUUCUUGCUGUUCUUCUUUCAAAGAUGAAAUAGUGGAUUCCCAAAAAGCAGAGGUGAUAGCAGCAGCUACGCGGGCUUUGGUUGGGCUUUGGGCUUGACAGCUCUUGCUUUCGUCACGGCUGUAUGUCCCGCCUUAAAUCCAUAAUACUGCAACGUGAUUGGCCAACUCGUUCUGGGUCGCUUCUCGAUCGGUUGAGGCGGCAGCAGGACAAGGGUGAUUCUCGGGGGUUUGCGAACACACAAAUACCGCGAAAAUUCAGCUUGCAGGCAAGGUUAUGUUUCAGUGGAGAAGAAUCUGACUUAUGUUAUGUGUCAAUUGAAGACUGUUACAUUUUAUGUGUUUAUGUGAGCAAGUAUUUUAUGUGUUUUCGGAUUGAAUUAAAAAAAAAAAGAGCACAAUGUGUUUCAGAUGUAAACCUUUUUUAAGGUUGUUAUGCAUCACAUGUAAAUAUGAGCUAGGAUACUGACACCUUAUUUAUAGUGUAAUGUUUCCUACAUGUUUUCACAUAAAGUAGCUUUUAAGUGUAUCUUUCAAAAAAUACACCACUUGUGUAAAGGGUUGACAGAGAACAAACUCUCUUUCUCUCUGAUGCUAAAAGUAGAAGUACUGUAACUAUUUUUAUGUAGCAAAAAGAUUUGGGUUAUUUUCAUACCUUGACAGCUUCACUUAUCUUCAGUAAUUAUGUUUUGCUUUGGACCUUUUUAUAUAUAUAUAUAUCUGAAUGCACUUUGUACUUCACUCAGCUGUGUUAAACAUUACAGUGUUUUUGGUGAUGUUUUACACCAUGAAAAAAAUAAAAUAAAAAGCAACUUUGUGUGUUUA
Messenger RNA from Fundulus heteroclitus (mummichog), 3401 nucleotides. RefSeq names its product chordin-like 2 (gene chrdl2). The record is from RefSeq and is a predicted model, not a curated record. Bases 106 to 1440 code for a protein of 444 amino acids. Gene Ontology annotation, molecular function: protein binding. NCBI's taxonomy places the organism in Eukaryota, Metazoa, Chordata, Actinopteri, Cyprinodontiformes, Fundulidae. The transcript has 11 exons.